This is a messenger RNA of Paraglomus brasilianum, 2895 nucleotides long. NCBI's taxonomy places the organism in Eukaryota, Fungi, Glomeromycota, Glomeromycetes, Paraglomerales, Paraglomeraceae. The record is from the annotation of a GenBank genome assembly.
AUGCGAUAUCAACAAUUAUUACUGAUCAUUUGCAUUUUAUCGAGUUUUUGUCUUCCAACAAUCUCUACCGAUGAUCGCUCAAGAACGCCUACUUCCAGCUCACACGAAACGGCAAGUGUUGAUACUGCACAUGCAGAGACAACUGCCGGUAAAUCUUCGAAUCAAAGCCCGUCGCAAAAAGGCGUUUCCACAACAGAUUCUGCUGGGCGAUCUGGCGACGAACUGUUUAAAGAGGCUAUGGAAAUGCUCAAGACUAUUGAGUCGUCCUCCAAAGAAAAUGCUCGAAAGAGUAACGAAGACGAAUCGGAUAUCUCCAUAUCAUCAUUACUUCCAUUACCGGUACGCGUCGUUGUAAGAGUACUGCUAUCACUCUUUUCGAUGAGUGGUCAGACUACGGACGACGCAAGGUCUAAGAAAUCUUUCACCUAUCAACCGUUGCAUCCGCAUUUAACUACCGCGGUCAAGUUGCUACGCGAAGCAGGACUAGGACUUGGCCAUGCCGAUUCUCUAUUUAUUCUCGCAGAAAUGAACUUUUAUUCCAAGUAUGGCCAUCCUCGCAAUUUGAACCAAGCCUUUUAUUACUACAAACAAUUUGCUGAUCGUUCGGGAAAUGCUACAGCACAGCAAAUCGUGGGCUUUAUGUAUGCUACGGGUAUUGGCGUUGUUCAGAGAGAUCAGGCAAAGGCACUCGUGUAUCAUACGUUCGCUGCCUUGGGACAUGACGUUGCUGCUGAAAUGACUCUUGGUUAUCGGCAUUACGCGGGGGUAGGCGUACCGCCUGACUGUAAGGAAUCGCUGUUUUAUUAUAAGCGAGUUGCUGAUAAAGCUAUCGAAUACUACCAAUCGGGCCCUCCGCUAGGUCGCCAAUUGCCUCCGCUUAAAUUGCGUCUCUCUGAUAAAGAAGGCGGUGUGUACGGGGAAGGGGCGAGUGGAUCUUUGUUGAGACCACAGCUCAAACCAAUAGAUUCCGCAACUUGGAAUGACAUCCUUGAUUAUUACCGUUAUCUUGCUAGUAAUAAUGAUAUCAAAGCACAGCUGCAGCUCGGUCAAUUGUUUUAUACAGGAAUUCGUGAAAUUCCACAAGAUUUUUCCAGUGCACAUAGCUAUUUAUUGAAAGUUGCACGACGAGUAUGGCCAGGCGAUGGUAUAGACAAAUUACCGGCAAAAGGGGACAUUGCUCGGAAGGCUGCGAAGGCCGCAGGACUCCUAGGUCGUCUAUACUGGCGCGGUGAGGGAGUACCGCAGAACAAUCGUACGGCUGCUUUAUGGUUCACUCGGGGUGCAGAUGAGAGCGACCCAACUUCUUUAGCCUGUCUUGGAGUAAUGCAUUUGGAAGAUGUUUAUGACAAAAAUGAUAUCUUAAUUGAACAGGAUCUUGAAAAAGCUAAGGAAUUACUUGCGGUGGCGUCAGAUGGUAAUGAUGCAGAUGCAGACGCACAAGUUUAUUCAGGGCUUCUUCAUAUGAGAAAGGAUGAGUUCAAUGAUGCAAAAAAGCGGUUUGAACAAGCAGCAAAGCAGCAUGCUCAUUUCUUGGCCUAUUACUAUCUGGGGAAGAUGUAUGCUGAGGGUCUCGGAGUACUACAAUCAUGUGAUAAAGCAGUUUUUCUUUAUAAGAAUGUGGCCGAGCGAGGAGAUUGGCUUCAUUCACCUUUUUCUGCUGCCACUGAGGCCUAUGAAGCAGGAGAUGAAGAGACAGCUUUUCUUUACUAUAUGUUGGCGGCAGAGAGGGGCUAUGAGAUCGGUCAAGCAAAUGUUGCUUGGUUAUUAGAUCCAGAUAAAGCAAAAUGGAAUCUUCGGUCUUCAUCUACGCGUGAUGCUGCGCGCGAGAAAAUGGCACUAAUAUAUUGGACUCGUGCAGCGAUACAAGGCAAUGUGGAUGCAAGAGUUAAGAUGGGAGAUUAUUACUUUAACGGCAUCGGAACUGAUAUUGAUUAUAAGAAGGCCAAAGACUGUUAUUAUGACGCAGCAUCAGAAAGUGCAAUAGCAAUGUGGAAUUUGGGGUGGAUACAUGAAAGUGGCAUUGGGGUGUCUCAGGCGAGUAUUAGUUUACGUUUAAUGUUGGAUUUCCAUCUUGCCAAACGGUGGUAUGAUCGAUCUCUAGCCAGUAACCCAGCAGCGUAUCUUCCGGUAACAUUAUCGCUGUUGAAGCUAUACGCCCAUAGUAUAUGGAACUACGUAACUGGUGGAGACAACCCUAUAAUUAAUUCCAAUGACGUCGAUGACUCGGAAUCAUUGGAUGAAGUACGACGGAGACCAAAAGGCCAGCAGAGGGAAGGAGGUUGGGAUAGUGAGGAAGAAAAGUUGCUGAAAGAUUAUAACAAGAGGAACAAAGGCGAUGAUGAAUCUGGAGAUAACACGGGAUUACACGAUGAGCAUGAUUAUACUGAAGAGAAGAAACAAGAAGAGGACGUUGUUGAGACUUUGAUGAUUCUGGCAAUGUGCCUGUUGGUUGGAUUUUUGGUGUAUAUUCGCCAAUUGAGAUGGAAUCAAGAAAACAAUAGAGCAGGGGGGCAAGGCCGAGUAGAUGGGAAUGAGAGAAAUCGAGAUGGAAGAGGUCAUCAAAAUGGUAAUGGGGAAGGAUUACAAGGGAAUCGAUGGAUUGAUCGUUUUGCCAACUUGGCUGAAGCCAGUAAAGAUGGAAUAGAGUUUGCACGUCAGCAGAAUAGGCUCAGAUUGCAAUGGCUGCGCAAUUCGUUCUUACACAUGUUGAAACGCAAACAUGGCCAACUGAGCGACGCAAAGAAGGAGUACAAUGAGAUUAAGGCAAAGCUAGAGAGGCUGGAUGGACUGAAAAACGCGGAAGAACUUACUGAAAAAGAAAUGAGAGAGCUGGCUAGGCUGGAGGCCAGGAAGAGAGGCUGGAGGAGAGAAGAGACCGAUGGGAAGAACAGCUAG